GUUACAGUGCAAUAUGCCCGGUAAUUGGCGACUGAUGAAGAACCAAAAAUGGUGGAGGAACUGUGGAUUGAAUGGACAUAACCUAUUUCUCAGUGUCAUACCAAUGUAAAGGCAAUUUCCUUCUCACAAUUCACAAACCAAACAUUCCCUCAGUGUUUCUGUUUCUGUCUUAAUGGAGAAGAUCAAACUUGGCAUGAGAUUUCAAGGUAAGGUGGCCAUUGUGACUGCUUCCACUCUGGGAAUCGGCUUUAGCAUAGCCCAAAGGCUUGGUUUGGAGGGUGCAUCUGUUGUCAUUUCCUCUCGGAAACAGAAAAAUGUUGAUAAGGCUGCUGGCAAACUGAGAGCUCAUGGAAUCCAAGUAUUGCCUAUUAUUUGUCACGUUUCAAAUGCACAACAAAGGAAGAAUUUGAUCGACAAAACUUUACAGAAGUAUGGAAAGAUAGAUGUCGUUGUGUCGAAUGCUGCCGUACAUCCUUCUGUAGAUCCCAUUUUGCAAACACAAGAAUCGAUCCUUGACAAGCUGUGGGAGAUAAAUGUCAAAUCCACCAUUCUUCUUCUCAAGGAUGCAGCUCCUCACUUGAAGAAGGGUUCUUCUGUUGUACUCAUUUCCUCACUUGCUGCUUAUAACCCACCACCUACCAUGGCUAUGUAUGGAGUGACCAAAACAGCAGUUCUUGGACUUACCAAAGCUCUGGCAAAUGAAAUGGCACCCAACACUCGGGUCAAUUGUGUUGUUCCUGGAAUUGUGCCAACUCAUUUUGUUGCGCUCUAUACCUCUAAUGAUGCUAUAAGGGAGGAACUAGAAAGGACGGCAUUGAUAGGAAGGCUUGGUACAGCAGAAGAAAUGGCAGCUGCUACAGCGUUUUUGGCGUCUGAUGAUGCUUCUUACAUAACAGGAGAAAAUCUCGUGGUUUCUGGGGGAAUGCCUUCCAGGUUGUAGUUCCACUUUAUUGAAAAUUGUUAAAA
Vigna radiata var. radiata (mung bean) is the source of this 966-nucleotide messenger RNA. Its product is annotated as tropinone reductase-like 3. Bases 173 to 940 code for a protein of 255 amino acids. The transcript has 6 exons. Gene Ontology annotation, molecular function: oxidoreductase activity. Lineage: Eukaryota; Viridiplantae; Streptophyta; Magnoliopsida; Fabales; Fabaceae. The record is from RefSeq and is a predicted model, not a curated record.